AUGAGUUGACAAAACCAUUUGAAAAUUAUAGGCAAGCGAUAGCUUAAAACGGAGGAAGUAUAUGCUCUCUCUUCUUUUAUUACAACUUAUAUUUCAAACAUAAUACCCCCACUCAAAAGUCAACGCCCCUGUCUAUUUCUCUCUCUCUGCUUGUGCUCAUUUCUCCCAUUUUCCUCUCCACUCUACAAUGAAUCUUUAGCCUUUUUUUAAGCAACUUCCCUUCUAACUAUUUCUAUUUUCAUAGUUUAUUUUUCAAUCUGUUUCCAUGGGAAACGGUGUAGGAAAGCUUAGUGUUUGUUUUACUAGCGGCGCCGCCGUGGAGAGUCGUCGCCGGAAGGAUUUUCCGGUGAUGAUAUCCGACCCACUUGAAGAUUUGGGUCAUUCAUUUUGCUACGUUCGACCCGAUCCGACCCGGAUUUCGUCCUCCAAAGUUCACUCAGAGGAGACCACAACUUUCCGGUCAAUCUCCGGCGCCUCCGUUAGCGCCAACACCUCUACGCCGCUGUCCACGGCGUUUGUCGAUCUGUAUUCGUAUAGCAGUAUUGAUAGGUCUUCGGCUUUUGAGGGGUCUACUUCUUUUGCUUCUAUACCACUUCAGCCAAUUCCGAGGAAUGCCUCAAUUCACUCCGGCCCGCUUUUCACUUCGGGCCUUAGUCAGGCUUCGGGCCCGAUGGAGCGCGGGUUUAUGUCCGGCCCGAUUGAGAGGGGAUUUCAAUCGGGCCCGCUUGAUCGUGGUCUUUAUUCGGGUCCUCUUGAAAGAGGCAGUUCUGAUCAGUUCCAUAGAAGCUAUUCACAUGGUUUUGCUCUUCGAUCCAGAUCAAGAAAAGGGUCGUUCUUUCGGGUUCUUCAAAGAGCUAUAUCGAAGACGUUGUCAAGAGGGCAAAAUUCCAUUGUUGCACCAAUUAAAGGGUCGAUUUCGGUUAAGGAAAGUGAUUGGGCUGUGGGUGCUGAAAAGCAGAAUGAAUUGACUAUCAGCAGUGUGAACUUCAGUAGUGAGUGCAGUUUGGAUGAUGAUGAUUCAUUGGAAAAUCAGAAUCUUCAAUGGGCUCAAGGGAAAGCUGGUGAAGAUCGUGUUCAUGUUGUUGUUUCUGAGGAACAUGGUUGGGUUUUUGUCGGGAUUUAUGAUGGAUUUAAUGGUCCUGAUGCACCUGAUUUCUUGGUAUCCAAUUUGUAUCCUGCUGUUCACAAAGAGCUCAAAGGAUUGUUAUGGGAUGACAAGUCAGAUUCGUCUAGUACUGAUAAUAACAACAGCAUCAAUUUGUCUGUUACAGUACCUGCUCCGAGUUUGGUAGUGGAAGAAUUCAGUCAGAAUCUCGAUGAUGAAUACUUGAGGGAUAGGAUUGUAGAUGGUUGUUCUAGAUGUGUUGAGCAAGAGAACUAUCCUUCAGCAAGGGAGGAUCUUUCCUCCGAUUUGCGGUUAAAGAAGAAGAGGGGGAAGGGUUCAAAGAACAGGUACAGAGGAGUAUCAAAGAAAUGGGAGGAGAAUCAAAGGAGAUGGCGAUGCGAAUGGGACAGGGAAAGGUUAGAACUUGACAGGAGAUUGAAGGAACAGCUGAAUAGAAAUGGUUCAAAUGGAUCAGGAUCAGUUAAUCAUGCAGAUGUAUUGAAAGCUCUUUCUCAAGCAUUGAAGAAAACAGAGGAGGCAUAUUUGGAUCUUGCUGAUAGGAUGAAUAUGGAGAAUCCUGAGCUGGCUUUGAUGGGUAGUUGUGUUCUUGUUAUGUUGAUGAAAGGAGAGGAUGUUUAUGUGAUGAAUGUAGGCGAUAGUCGAGCCGUGUUAGCUCAGAAGAAGGAGCCUAAUCUUUGGAGCCAAGAUUUGGAGAGGAUCAAUGAAGAAACUUUGAAAGAUCUUGAGCUUUUCGAUGGCGAUGAGUCGAAUUGUAUACCUAAUUUAACUGCUUUUCAGCUCAGUACAGAUCACAGCACCUCUGUGGAAGAGGAAGUUCAAAGAAUAAAAAGUGAACAUCCAGAUGAUGCAUGUGCCUUGAUGAAUGACCGGGUGAAAGGUUCUUUGAAGGUCACAAGGGCUUUUGGUGCUGGUUUCCUCAAACAGCCUAAAUGGAACGAUGCGCUGCUUGAGAUGUUCAGAAUCGAUUAUAUUGGAACUUCCCCCUACAUCAGUUGUCUUCCAUCUCUCCAUCAUCACAGGUUAGGGCCACGAGACAGGUUUUUAAUACUAUCUUCCGAUGGGCUGUAUCAGUACUUCACAAACGAAGAAGCUGUAUUAGAAGUCGAACAUUUCAUCUCAUGGUCACCAGAAGGAGAUCCAGCACAACACCUCAUUGAGACAGUAUUAUUUCGCGCUGCAAAAAAAGCAGGUAUGGAGUUUCAUGAGUUGCUUGAAAUACCACAAGGGGAUCGACGCCGGUACCAUGAUGAUGUUUCAAUAAUUGUUAUUUCUUUGGAGGGGAGAAUAUGGAGAUCCAGUGCAUAAGUAGGGAAAAAAAAGAGUUAUACUCCUAUUCGAAAAAAAUAAAAAUAAAAAAAUCAAAUCAAAUAUCCAAUUUUUGUUCUUUCCUAAAGUCACCAUUUUGUAAAUAGCAACUAAGCCCUGGAACCAGAGUUAGUUAGUUGUAAAAUGUACUGGGUGAUUAUGGGAUUGUAAAGGUGUUAGAUCAACUCCUUAUCAGUUUAUAAGUUGUCAUAUAAAGUGUAAUUUCGCUAAGAAAAAACUCUGUUAAAAAUAAUAGUUAUGUACACAGCGUCAUAUA
Messenger RNA from Capsicum annuum, 2708 nucleotides. Its product is annotated as probable protein phosphatase 2C 4. Gene Ontology annotation, molecular function: protein serine/threonine phosphatase activity. The record is from RefSeq and is a predicted model, not a curated record. The transcript has 4 exons. Bases 266 to 2431 code for a protein of 721 amino acids. Gene Ontology annotation, biological process: protein dephosphorylation. NCBI's taxonomy places the organism in Eukaryota, Viridiplantae, Streptophyta, Magnoliopsida, Solanales, Solanaceae.